This is a messenger RNA of Peromyscus eremicus (cactus mouse), 458 nucleotides long. Its product is annotated as protein SSXA1-like. NCBI's taxonomy places the organism in Eukaryota, Metazoa, Chordata, Mammalia, Rodentia, Cricetidae. The coding region runs from base 177 to 458 and encodes 93 amino acids. The record is from RefSeq and is a predicted model, not a curated record. The transcript has 5 exons. Gene Ontology annotation, biological process: regulation of DNA-templated transcription. Gene Ontology annotation, cellular component: nucleus.
UGAGUAGUUCAAGGGCACUGACUGUCUUGGUUUGCUGAUCCUUGUGGGGCAGCUGUAUCAAGACACUUGGUUUCUUCCUAGAGAAACACUCCUCUAUCUUUGUGUUUGAGGACAUUUGGUCUUGUGCCUGGAGGCAGUCAGUUCACAAUCUUCAACAUCACCCUGUUCCCAGUGUCAUGAAGACAGACACUUCCUGUACAAAGAGCCCUGUGGAAGAUACUUGUAAACCAGAGAAGAUGUCCAAGUCCUUCAGGGAUAUUUCCAAAUACUUCUCUGAGGAAGAAUGGGCAAAGCUGACUAAAUGGCAGAAAAGUGCUUACGUGUUUAUGAAAAGAAACUACAUCAGAAUGACAGGCUUAGGGAUCAAAGUCAACCAACCAGUUUUCAUGCGUGGAAAGGAAUUCCUAAUGAAAGAAUCUGAUGAAGAUUAUGGCCAUGAAUGUGAUGGUCAGAGCUGA